Molecule: messenger RNA, 3759 nt
Organism: Elgaria multicarinata webbii
Lineage: Eukaryota; Metazoa; Chordata; Lepidosauria; Squamata; Anguidae
Gene: RASA1
Product: RAS p21 protein activator 1
Exons: 25
Coding region: 1-3021 (1006 amino acids)
Biological process (GO): regulation of GTPase activity
Molecular function (GO): protein binding
Source: RefSeq, a predicted model, not a curated record
AUGAUGGCGGCGGCCGAGGCUGGAGGCGAAGAGGGCGGCUCGGGAGCGGCCGGGGAGCCGGAGGGACACAGCCCUCCAGCCGCCAACGCCCGGAGCAGCAGCAGCAAAAGCGCCACCGCUGCGGUCCUUUUGGGGGGCUCCCCCGUGCCCGGGUUCCAGUCGCUGGGCUCCACCAGGCCUGCCCCUGCGGAGAUGUCCAAGGGCCCGUCGCCGCCGGCCCUCCCGCUUCCCGAGGCGGGCGGCGGCGGCGGCGGCACCUUCACUGCCGCGGGGGUUUUCCCCCCGCUGCCGCCGCCUCCUCAACCACCGCUUCCGGCCGGGGGGCUGAGCACAGUGGAUGAAGGCGACUCGCUGGACGGGCCCGAAUACGAAGAGGAGGAGGUGGCCAUCCCUUUGAAUGCGCCCCCCACCAACCAGUGGUAUCAUGGAAAGCUUGACAGAACUAUUGCAGAAGAACGCCUUCGACAAGCAGGGAAAUCUGGAAGUUACCUUAUUCGAGAGAGUGAUCGAAGGCCUGGAUCAUUUGUGCUUUCAUUUCUUAGUAAAACCAAUGUUGUUAAUCACUUUAGGAUUAUUGCAAUGUGUGGUGACUAUUACAUUGGCGGACGACGGUUUUCUUCACUUUCUGACCUAAUAGGUUAUUACAGCCAUGUAUCUUGUUUGCUUAAGGGGGAAAAGUUGAUGUCUCCUGUAGCACCUCCAGAGCCAGUUGAGGACCGCAGGAGAGUCCGAGCUAUUCUACCAUACACUAAAGUGCCAGAAACGGAUGAAAUAAGCUUCCUCAAAGGAGAUAUGUUUAUUGUCCACAAUGAAUUAGAAGAUGGAUGGAUGUGGGUUACAAACCUACGUACAGAUGAGCAAGGCCUUAUAGUAGAAGACCUAGUGGAAGAAGUGGGACGAGAAGAAGAUCCACAUGAAGGAAAAAUAUGGUUCCAUGGGAAAAUCUCCAAACAAGAGGCUUACAAUUUGCUGAUGACAGUUGGUCAGGUGUCAAGUUUUCUUGUGAGACCUUCUGAUAAUACACCUGGAGAUUACUCUCUCUACUUCCGAACCAGUGAGAAUAUACAGCGUUUUAAAAUAUGCCCAACGCCAAACAACCAGUUUAUGAUGGGGGGCAGGUACUAUAACAGUAUUGCUGACAUCAUUGAGCACUAUAGAAAAGAACAAAUUGUUGAAGGAUACUAUCUUAAAGAUCCUGUUCCAAUGCAGCAUCAAGGACAGGUGCUUAAUGAUGCAGUGGAUGGAAAAGAAAUUUACAAUACAAUUCGUCGUAAAACUAAGGAUGCAUUCUAUAAAAACAUUGUUAAAAAAGGGUAUCUUCUGAAAAAAAGUAAAGGAAAGCGAUGGAAGAACUUGUACUUUAUUUUAGAGGGGAAUGAUGCUCAACUUAUUUAUUUUGAAAGUGAAAAACGUGCCACUAAACCCAAAGGACUGAUAGAUCUUAGUGUAUGUUCUGUCUAUGGUGUUCAUGAUAGUCUGUUUGGCAGGCCAAACUGUUUUCAGAUAGUAGUUCAGCACUUUAGUGAAGAGCAUUACAUCUUUUACUUUGCAGGAGAAACUCCAGAACAAGCACAGGACUGGAUGAAAUCUUUGCAGACAUUUUGCAAUUUACGAAAAACUAGUCCAGGAACAUCUAAUAAACGUCUACGUCAGGUCAGCAGUCUCAUACUACAUGUUGAAGAAGCCCAUACACUUCCAGCAAAGCAUUUUACUAGUCCUUAUUGUAAUAUCUAUCUGAACAGUGUACAGGUAGCAAAAACACAUGUGCGAGAAGGACAGAAUCCUGUGUGGUCAGAGGAAUUUGUGUUUGAUGAUCUUUCAUCUGAUAUCAAUAGAUUUGAAAUAAGUCUUAGUAACAAAACAAAGAAGAGUAAAGAUCCAGAUAUAUUGUUUAUGCGAUGCCAACUGAGCCGACUACAGAAAGGACAGGCAACAGAUGAAUGGUUUCAGCUCAGUUCACAUAUACCUCUAAAAGGUAUUGAACCAGGCUCUUUGCGUGUCCGAGCACGGUAUUCUAUGGAGAAAAUAAUGCCAGAAGAAGAGUACAGUGAAUUUAAAGAGUUGAUACUGCAAAAAGAGCUGCAUGUGGUCUAUGCCUUAUCACACGUGUGUGGACAGGAUCGAACGUUGUUGGCUAGCAUUUUAUUGAAGAUUUUUCUUCAUGAAAAACUGGAAGCAUUAUUGUUACGAACACUAAAUGACAGAGAAAUAUGCAUGGAAGAUGAAGCUACUACAUUAUUCCGUGCAACCACACUGGCAAGUACACUUAUGGAGCAGUAUAUGAAAGCUACAGCCACGCGUUUUGUUCACCAUGCUCUGAAGGACUCUAUUUUAAAGAUAAUGGAAAGCAAGCAGUCUUGUGAGUUAAAUCCUUCAAAGUUAGAAAAAAAUGAAGAUGUAAAUACUAAUUUAGCACAUUUGCUGAGCAUUCUUUCAGAGCUGGUGGAGAAAAUAUUCAUGGCUGCAGAAAUAUUGCCUCCGACAUUGAGGUAUAUUUAUGGAUGUUUACAAAAAUCUGUUCAGAACAAGUGGCCAGCUAAUACAACCAUGAGAACAAGAGUGGUUAGUGGCUUUGUUUUCCUUCGGCUGAUCUGCCCAGCCAUUCUAAAUCCAAGAAUGUUUAAUAUCAUCUCAGAUUCUCCUUCUCCUACUGCUGCAAGAACACUGACGCUGGUCGCCAAGUCUGUGCAGAAUUUGGCAAAUCUAGUUGAGUUUGGAGCUAAGGAGCCCUAUAUGGAAGGUGUAAAUCCUUUUAUCAAGAGUAACAAACACCGGAUGAUCAUGUUUUUAGAUGAACUUGGGAAUAUACCUGAACUUCCAGAAACUACAGAGCCCUCCAGAACUGACUUGUCACGUGAUCUAGCUGCCCUCCAUGAGAUUUGUGUGGCACAUUCAGACGAGCUUCGAACACUCAGUAAUGAGCGAGGGGCAAUGCAGCAUGUGCUAAAGAAGCUGCUGGCAAUUACAGAACUGCUUCAACAAAAGCAAAAUCAGUAUUCAGUGUCUAACAACAUCAGGUAGCAGCUUUCUGCAUGAUCCUACACAACUUUCACCAAUAUCACUUCCUCCUUGCUCUUGCCAAAAAUAGCACACACAUUUCACAUUUCCAGUGAUGUGUGAACUAUGCAAAAAAAACAAAAACAAAGAACCUGUUGGUGACUGGCUGUACCAGCAGCUUUAAGCUAUCUGUGCAGGACACUUGCACUUUCUUCCACUUGGAACCAAUUUUCACAACCUCUGAGCCUUGGUGUACAGAUCACCUUCCACAAAGAAAAUGCUGUGACUGUCUCUUGAACUUUAAUUUUAUUUCAACACUUCCGGUUGCCAAAGUCUUGCUAUCUUUUGGAAAAACUAUAGUCAACUGCCAAGGAAAUGUUUUGACAGCAAAGUAUAACUGGAUAGAAAUCACUUCUUACUGUAAUUUGACUGGUUACAACAACUACUAGGACUGUUCAACCAUUUUAAUUUGUAUUUACAGCUUCCAGACUUUGAUAGGAAACCUUUGCUGUACACUUUUUAUACCAUUCUAUUCCUCUUGUUUAGAGUUGUACUGAAAGAAUAUGCAGACUGGGUUUUGUCAGCUUUGUUUUUUUAAAUGUGCCAUUUAUUUUGAAUAAUUUUUCCAUCAAGGACUGUAUAUCCAGAUAAAUCACAAAGCUUUUUUGUAAAAUGUUUACAAUAGUAAAUAAUUUGAAUUCAGUAAAUUUAUUGAUUAUUGUAUCAGGCAUGCAUGCAUUCAUUAAACACUUUUAUAGCAUA